AUGCUCCGCCUCGCCUUCCGCCGUGCCGGCCCUCCUGUCCGGCCCUGGGCCCGCGCCCUGGCCUCUCCUGCCCGGCGAGCCCUCGCCGCCCCCCCGGCCGCCUCCGAGGGCAAGCCGGUGGCCCUCCCGCCGCACAUCCGUGUCCGGGAGCUGGCCAAGCUGCUGCGGGUGCCGGCCAAGAAGGUGGCGGUUGCUGUGGCCCGGAAGCGCGGGCGCAAGUACCACUACACCCAGCGUGUCGAGGGCCGCGAGGUGGCCGUGGUGGCGCCCUCGCUCCGGGCGGUGGUCAUCGACUACGCCUCAGCUGCCGAGCUCGCUGCUGCCUUUGGCUACCAUCCGAUCCCGCUGGAACUCGGCCCGGUUCCGCCGGCUGCUGGCUCGGCUGGGCACCGCCCCGCAUGGCUGGCCUCCGAAUCGCUGGCCCGCGUUCCGGUCGUUGCCCUCAUGGGUCACGUCGAUCAUGGCAAGACCACCCUGUGGGACGCACUGGCCGGCUCGGAUGAGGCCGGCCGCGAGCCCGGAGGCAUCACCCAGUCGCUGCGAACGCUACGGCUGCUGCUUCCGCGGGAUGGCGAGGGCGAUGUGCUUGCGCCGCUCGGCCCGCCGGAGAUCGAUGGGCCAGACGCCAGCUACCGCAGCGAUCACUCGGUCCGCGCUGGCUCGUACCGCACCCCGAGCAAGGCUGAACGUGCUGAGCGCAAGGUGGCAUGGCGGAAGCGAGUGGAAGCAGCCCGCGCUCAGGAGCAGGCGGCGCUGGCGGCGGGGAGCCACGUGCCGCUGACGGUGGUGGAUACGCCCGGCCACGCGGCGUUCUUCCACAUGCGUGAGCACUCAGUCCUCGCCCUUGAUGCUAUGGUUCUUGUUGUUGACGCCACCCAAGGCAUGGGUGAGCAAACGCUGGAGGUGCUGACGGCAGCGGCGGUGGAGAAGCUCCCGGUGUUUGUCGUCGCCAACAAGAUGGACAUGCUGGGCUCGGGCGAGGCGGCGCGCGGCGCGAUUGCCGGACUGCUUGACCAGCUGCACGCCUUUGAGCCUUUUGCUCCGCUGCCAGAUGCAGACACGCCGCUGCCGCCGGCGCCAGGAUCACUGGACGUGCUCAAUCCCCAGCUGAGCAUUGCCGGAGUGUAUCCGGUGUCGGCCAAGACCGGGGGCGGUUUGCGGUCGCUAGUCGGCGACCUUGCGGCGUUUGCCGAGGGCGCGGCAGCGCCCGAGACUGCAAGCAGCGCCGAUGCCGAGGUCAAUGCUGUGGUUCAGGCGUCUGCAGUGGGUGUGGUGGUGGAAGCGUCGCUCGAGCGUGCGCGCGGCUCUGUGCUGCGAGUGGUUGUGGCCGAGGGCGAGAUCAAGAAGGGCGACACGUUUGUUUGUGGGGUGCUCUCAGGGCGGGUGCUCAAUGUGACUGACGCGACGCAAGUUCCGCUGGCUGCUGCCGGCCCGGGCGAGGGCGUGGAGGUCAUGGUCUCGAUCCGGUCGAGCAUCCGCGGCAUUGACUCGAUCAACGAUGCCAUGCCGCUGGGUGAGGCGCUGUACGUGGUGACGCCGCAAGACGCCAAGGUUCUGCUGCACUACCGCGAGGCGAGCGCCGACUGGCAGAUGAACAUCGAGACCGGCGAGGUGGUGGGCAGCGGAGCCGACGAGGAGGAUGCUGUCGCGAGCGUGGAUGGGGCCAAAGACGAGCUUGCUGUCCCGAGCGGUCGGUCUGUUGUGGUGAAGGCGAACACUGGUGGGGCUCUGCUGACGCUGGUGGACGCGCUGCGCAACGCGGGCAUUGUCGUCGUGCACUACGGGGUGGGCGACGUGACGCCCACGGAUCUGGAGCACGCAGUGGUGGCCGGCGAUGCGACGCCUGUGCUUUGCUUCAAUGUGGCUCGGGGUGAGCGUCCGCGGUUUUGA
This is a messenger RNA of Thecamonas trahens ATCC 50062, 1890 nucleotides long. RefSeq names its product translation initiation factor IF-2. The transcript has 2 exons. The record is from RefSeq and is a predicted model, not a curated record. Gene Ontology annotation, molecular function: GTPase activity; GTP binding. Bases 1 to 1890 code for a protein of 629 amino acids. NCBI's taxonomy places the organism in Eukaryota, Apusomonadida, Apusomonadidae.